AUGGCUUCUCAAACGGUUCGCUUUCAUCAGAUUCUCCUUCCUAGUCCUUUCCUGCGUCGAGUCGGUUUAGAUCUACGACCUUCAUCGCUGUCUUCAUUACUCAUUCUCUUAUGUGUUCUCAGAAAGAGGACCCAGUUGCUCUGCCUUCAGCAAAAGUCUGAAGAACUUUGGCAUCAGUACAUAAGUUAUGGAAGGAAUCCGAGAUUGUUCAUUUCCUUCAUAAUUGCAUUAGCUUGCAUAGGCAUUGUUUUGUUCUUAAUCAUUCAAGGCCUGGCCUCCUGUGCGCCCAAGACCCUCCCUCCCCGUGAAAAGCAAAGCAGACAGUCUGCGGGAGGAAGACAUCCCUCCCAAUUACAGUCAGGACAUCCCUCCCAUUACAGUCAGACAUCCCCCGUCUGCGGGAGGAAGAUAUUCCUCCCCAUUACAGUCAGACAUCCCCCCGUCUGUGGGAAGAAGACAUCCCUCCCAGUCCCAAGCACCCCCCCGUCUGUGAAGAAGACAUCCCUCCCCAGUACAGGCAAACACCCCGCCUGUGGGAGGAAGACAUCCCUCCCCAGUACAAGAAAACACCCCUCCGCCUGUGGGAGGAAGACAUCCCCAGUACAAGCAAACGCCCCCCCGCCUGUGGGAAGAAGACAUCCCUCCCCAGUACAGGCAAACACCCCCCGCCUGUGGGAAGAAGACAUCCCCAGUACAGCAACACCCCCGUCUGUGGGAAGAAGACAUCCCUCCAGUACAGGCAAAACACCCCCCGCUGUGGGAGAAGACAUCCUCCCAGUACAGGCAGUGGGAAGAAGACAUCCCUCCCCAGUACAAGCAAACGCCCCCCCGUCUGUGGGAGGAAGACAUCCCUCCCCAGUACAAGCAAACACCCCCCGCCUGUGGAAGAAAGACAUCCCUCCCCAGUACAUGUGUGGGAAGAAGACAUCCUCCCCAGUACAAAACACCCCCCCGCCUGUGGGAAGAAGACAUCCCUCCCAGUACAGCAAACACCCCCCCGCCUGUGGGAAGAAGACAUCCCUCCCCAGUACAGGCAAACACCCCCCGUCUGUGGAAGAAGACAUCCCUCCCCAGUACAGGCAAACCCCCCGUCUGUGGAAGAAACAUCCCUCCCCAGUACAGGCAAACACCCCCCGUCUGUGGGAAGAAGACAUCCUCCCCAGUACAGCAAACGCCCCCCGUCUGUGGGAAGAAGACAUCCCUCCCCAGUACACAAACACCCCCCGUCUGUGGGAAGAACAUCCCUCCCCAGUACAGCAAACACCCCCCCGCCUGUGGGAAGAAGACAUCCCUCCCAGUACAGGCAAACACCCCCCGUCUGUGGAAGAAGACAUCCCUCCCCAGUACAGGCAAACACCCCCUGCAUCCCUCCCAGUACAGGCAAACACCCCCGUGUGGGAAGAAGACAUCCCUGUACUAAAAGGAAAAUUUGACUUGACAGUCAAAGGAAAACGACAGUCAAAGGAUAACCUGACUUCAAAAGAAAACCUGACUGUAAGGCCUUACAGUCAAACGAUAACUAAAAACUUGACAGUCAAGAAACUUGACAGUCAAAAGAAAACAACUGUAAGACAGUCAAAAACUAAAAAACUUGACAGUCAAGAAAACUUGACAGUCAAAAGAAAACUUGACUUCAAGAAAAACUUGACAGUCAAAGAAAACCUGAAAGAAAAACUUGAAGACAAGAGUCAAACAAAACUUGACAAAGUUGACAGUCAAAGGAAACCUGACUUCAAAGGAAAACCUGACUGUAAGGCCUUACAGUCAAAACUCGAGUCAAAGGAAAAACUCGAGUCAAAGAAAACUCAAAGAAAAACUCGAGUCAAAGAAAACUCAAAGAAAACAAGAAAACUCGAGUCAAAAGAAAACUCAAAGAAAACUCUCAAAGAAAAGUCAAAGAAAACUUGA
Molecule: messenger RNA, 1908 nt
Organism: Penaeus vannamei (Pacific white shrimp)
Lineage: Eukaryota; Metazoa; Arthropoda; Malacostraca; Decapoda; Penaeidae
Source: RefSeq, a predicted model, not a curated record